AGUCACGACUUUUUCUCCUCUUCUUCUCCUUCUGCUCUUCAUCCCUCUCUCUGAAAUCUCUGCAACGCGCCGACCACAAUGACGAUCGGCAUCGUCGACCACGGGCUCCCCGACGACACUCACAACCUCUACGACGUCUCCUUCUACGGCCUCAGCGUCCGCACCCUGCUCACCCACUCCCCUCCCAUCGCCUCGUCCUGGCUCGCGUCCCGCGGCUCCCAGCCCCUCCUCGUCGGCUUCGACGUGGAGUGGCGACCCAACUUCAGCCGCAACGUCGACAACCCCGUGGCCAUCCUCCAGCUCUCCGUGGGCCUCGACUGUCUCAUCUUCCAGCUCCUCCACGCCCCGGAGAUCCCCCAGCUCCUUGCCGACUUCCUCCGCGACCCCCGUCACGUCUUCGUCGGGGUCGGCAUCGACGAGGACGUCGAGAAGCUGCUCUGUGACUACGGCCUCGGCGUGGCCAACGCGGUGGACCUGAGGCCACUGGCCGCGACGGAGCUGGGUCGGGAAGAGCUGAGAAGGGCCGGGCUGAAGACGCUGGCGAAGGAGGUCCUGGGGAGGGAGAUCCAGAAGCCGAAGCGGGUCUCGACGAGCCGGUGGGACUACCAGUUCCUGAGCAGCUUGCAGGUCCAGUACGCGUGCCUGGACGCUUUCGUGUCGCUCCAGAUCGGAGAGGCUCUGAAUGCCGGUGGUGCUCGCCCAUGAGGCCUUUGCUCGUGGAUGAAGGAAGGUUGGGAUGUUGUAUAUCUGUUCUGCUUGUCAUAGUGCUGUUCAUGAUCUGGGUUUUGGAUACGAUCCAUAAACAUGGCUAGUAAAAAUGGGGAUUUGAUUGUAUUCUUUACAUGAACUGAACAAGUAUGCAAGGAGUUUAAAUGUAUA
Molecule: messenger RNA, 879 nt
Organism: Syzygium oleosum
Lineage: Eukaryota; Viridiplantae; Streptophyta; Magnoliopsida; Myrtales; Myrtaceae
Product: 3'-5' exonuclease-like
Exons: 2
Coding region: 79-705 (208 amino acids)
Biological process (GO): nucleobase-containing compound metabolic process
Cellular component (GO): cytoplasm; nucleus
Molecular function (GO): nucleic acid binding; 3'-5' exonuclease activity
Source: RefSeq, a predicted model, not a curated record